Opisthorchis viverrini is the source of this 420-nucleotide messenger RNA. RefSeq lists its product as hypothetical. NCBI's taxonomy places the organism in Eukaryota, Metazoa, Platyhelminthes, Trematoda, Opisthorchiida, Opisthorchiidae. The annotation marks the transcript as partial. The record is from RefSeq and is a predicted model, not a curated record. The transcript is spliced from 3 exons.
GAACCAGUUUUGCAAACCCAUCCGUACGUAUUGGUACGUUCAUACCCACAAAGUUUUGGACGGUGUCUAGGCUUGGGCAUCCUGGCAGUAUCCCGGCCCUCGUGCUUCCUUCAGGUGGCAUGGCAGCUAGACACCGAAACGAUGUUACAGCUGAACGAUUGUUAUUUAAACUGGGUGCGAGAUGGCCGAAGUGGUUAGAGCACGAAUUUACUGACCGAAAGGUCCGUGGUUCGAAUCCGACCUCCGCCUCUCGCCUCCCCCUGUCUAGGCUUGGUAUCCCAGCCCUCGUGUCUCCUAAGCGUGGCAUGGCAGUUUGGCGCCGAAAGGGUGCUACAACUGAACGAUUUUUUCUUUCGGUAGUAAACCCCAAAGUUCGGACGAAAAAAUACCAAUCGCACACGUCAAAAUAUGCGAUACAUU